UCUGUGACUCUUUAAAUAAACAUAACAUCUUGUUUUCUUGAAUUUUAAAAUUUAAUUAAUCGACUACAAAAUUAUGUGAUAGUGUUUAAAAACAUUUUUAGCUCCUGUUUUUUUCAUGUACCGAUAUUUUAUAAACAGUUCUAGUCUUAUUCAGUAACUGAUAGGACGUUAUUUUAUAUUGGAAUUUGAAUUUUCAUUGUGAAUAUACACAUUUGAUUUGUUUUCCAUCUCAAAGAAGAAUGGAGAAAAGGCUAAGAAAACUAUCACGAUUGUCCAUGAAGAAACAUUUUCGUAAAUCAUUGAUGAGUGAUUGUGUUGAGCCAACAAUUCCCAAUAAGUCUCUUACUAUUAUAGAAAUAAGUUCAACUGAUUCUGAGUCUUCAGAUACAGAAGCUGAGGUUGCACAACAAUUAGAAUGCACAAAAACAAGGAGUUUCGAAAAUUCUGAUUCUGUAAAUAUAAUAUCUCCCUCUCCAAAUAAAAAUGAAAAUCUGAAUUGCCUUUCAACUGGAAAAAAAAAAUCUUGUAAUGCUGGUGCUUAUAGGAAAUGCUCCAAAGUUGAUAUGGGAGGUGGAGAUUAUAAAGUGGAAGAUGCUAUAGAUUCUAAUGCAAUCCUAGAAUUUUCUCUUUUAGAAUAUAGUAAUUUUAAGAAACCUAUAGCAACAACAAAUCCUGCAAAUUCAACUAUGCUAAACUUAGAAGAAAUUAAAACGAGUCACAAAGAAGAAAAUUCAGUUUAUAAUGUUAGCUCAGAAUCAGUUAAUGAAUCCUAUGAGAAAUUAUUGGAUAAUAUUUAUGGGGAAAGUUGGAGGCCCUAUAAAGAAAAAGUUCUCCCUAAAUCUGAAAAAAAAGUCGGUGCUAAAAAACAGUUCAUCACAAAGCAAACACCUGCCACUGAAAGGAAAUUAAAAAAGUCUGAAGUCUAUAAAAAUCCAUAUAUAGAUAAUGAAAAACAAAAGUCAAAUUGUUUAUUGAAAACACUUCAAAAAAGAAGAUUUGAAAAAAUCAAUGAGUCGCCAUUAAUAAAAAAUUUAAAAGCAUUAUGUGAUCAGGAGAGUAGUGAGCAAUCAGAUGUAUACUCUCCUAUAACUAGCAGAACAAAAUUGAAUAUUUAUGCAGAUGAGAAAUCAUAUCGAGAGAGAGAUGAAAAUGUCAGAGUAGAUAUGAAUCCUGAGUCAAAGGAUUUUUGCUGGUCAGAUAAGGAGAAUUCUAUUGAAGCACUUUCAUUGGAAGAACGUAUCAAAAAAAAAAUAUGUAAUCAAAGGAAUUCCAAAAAUAUCAUUGAAGAGCAACCUAAACUAUAUAAAUUAUCAAAUCAUCCACAAAUAAAUGGAUUAAGCAAAGAUGAAAAUGUACGUAAAAUUUUAUUUCCAGCAGAAGAAUUGUCUAACAAAAACUUUUGUGAUUCUGAAUUGAAAGAUGAUGUACCUAACUCUAAUCUGAUAAUAGAAAAAAACUCUUUAAGUCCAAGUAAUGUACUAAAUCAAGAAGAAAUUUCACCUAGCUCUGAUGAUAGUUUAAAAAAUUGUAAAAGCAAUAAGGCAAAGAAGAAAUAUUUGAAAAAAUAUUUGGACUCCUCAGGUUCAAGCACAGACUCUGAUGAAGGAAAUGGUUUAGGAAAAGUCGAUGAAAAUGAAUUUGAAAAAAUUAUUCUAACUGAGAAGGCCAGUAUUGAAAAAAUAUCUAGUAUAGACUCAAAUUUAGAUACAAAAAGUAUAAAGAAAGUAUACAAAGCAAAACUCUCCCCUAAUUCUCUUCGAAACUCUGAGACUAAGAAUAAUUCAGGGAAAGCUAGUAAGAAGAUAAAUAAAAAAAUUAACUUGAAAAAAUAUUUAGACCCUUCAUACUCAAGCAGUAACUCUGAUGAAGAUAAUGAUUUCAAAGAAAUUAAUAAGCAUGAUGAAAAAACUGGAGGAAAGGAUGUGCAUUCUGAGAACCCCAAGAGACAAAUUAAUAAUUUAAAUCAAAAAGUUGAUAUUAAAACUAAAAAAGCACCCAAAUCCAGAAUUUCUUUGAGUUCUUCUGAAGGCUCCGAUAAAAUGAAUAAUUUUGAAAAACGAACUAAGAAAAACGUUAGGAAGAAAACAGUAAAAAAUAAAUUCUGUCAAGAAAGUUCUUCAAACUCUGAAGAUAGUCUAGUGGAAAGUUUUGAUAAAAUGGAUAUAAGGAAAGCCAAUCAAACCAAGACUUAUUCAUUUCUGGCAUCUUUGUCAGGCAACAUCGCACUCCAUCAAUGUGACCCAACAUCCAGAAUUUUCAAAGUGAAUUUCAAGAAUACGAAGGAAGAACUGGCAAAGAAAUUAUUUGUUCUUUACAAUAAGCAUAUUUUCGAAAAUCGCAUCCCGGCAAAUACCCCAAUCGAAUGGAAUGCUAGGAUGCUCUGUACAGCUGGGUAUUGCUAUUCGAAAAAGAUUACCCAUAGAGACGGAAAAAUUGACCUGGAGGCACGCAUAGUGCUCUCGUCAAAAGUACUGACGACACCUGAUCGCCUGAGGGACACCCUGGUUCAUGAGAUGUGCCAUGCUGCAGCUUGGGUGGUAGAUAAGGUGAGAGAUGGCCAUGGGAAAUACUGGAAGGCCUGGGCUGAUAAAGCAAAAAAAGUGUUUCCAGAACUUCCACCAAUCAAAACAUGCCACAACUAUGAAAUUAAUUCUAAGUAUGUUUACCGAUGCACUGGCUGUGGUUAUAGUAUUAAGCGGCAUAGAAAAUCUCUAGAUAUAGAGAGGAAAAGAUGUGGACAUUGUCUUGGCAAAUUUGAGAUAUUCAUCAACAAAGUAAAUAAAAAGGGCGAACAAAACUUGGUCCCAGCUGACACUCCAAAAAAACAACCCAAAGGUUUUGCUUUGUUCGUUCAAGAAAAUUAUUCAAAAUAUAAAAAUACCAAUUCGACGGAAAUUAUGAAAAUACUUAGUAAAGAAUUCAAAAAGAUUAAAGUUCAAGACUGAAGCCCAGAGUUAAGUUUAAUUAAUUAUUGAUCUAGAUCUAUAAUAUAUAUAUACAAUAUAGAUAUUUUUAUAAGAAAAAACUUGACAUAAUGAAUUGUUGAUGUUCAAAAUAAAUUUAGAAUUUUCCUAA
Molecule: messenger RNA, 3075 nt
Organism: Coccinella septempunctata (seven-spotted ladybird)
Lineage: Eukaryota; Metazoa; Arthropoda; Insecta; Coleoptera; Coccinellidae
Product: acidic repeat-containing protein-like
Exons: 7
Coding region: 240-2945 (901 amino acids)
Cellular component (GO): nucleus
Source: RefSeq, a predicted model, not a curated record